This is a messenger RNA of Histoplasma capsulatum G186AR, 624 nucleotides long. RefSeq lists its product as uncharacterized. The transcript is spliced from 3 exons. NCBI's taxonomy places the organism in Eukaryota, Fungi, Ascomycota, Eurotiomycetes, Onygenales, Ajellomycetaceae. The record is from RefSeq and is a predicted model, not a curated record. Bases 1 to 624 code for a protein of 207 amino acids.
AUGUAUAAUCUCAUUGAUGGUAAAUUUGCUGAGCUGAGGGGGUAUAUUGACAGAUUUGAUGAUAAAGUGUGGGAAAAUGUUGAGAUGAUAUUUUCAAAGAUGGAACAGCAAUUAUUUGGGCUAGAUACUGAAAUAAACCUUGCUGAGUGCCAUGUCAUCCAUUCCACACUAAGAUCAGGCCAGUUAAGGAAGAAGGCCAUCUGUUUCAAUGCUGUAUCAAGGAUAUCAGUUAAUUUCAGUGAUAUUCUCAACCGACGUUACAUGUGUGGCUUCCAGUUUGAUGAUAAUAUCUCAGGCUAUGAGGGUGAUUUGUCAAUUACAAUCCCUCUGAAAGGGUUCAGUGGCCUGCGACUAGUAUCAGAUGGUGAAGGCUUUACAGCCUUGCAGAUAAAGAAUAUAUCAGCUUGGGAACAGAAUUGGUAUGGCUCUGCUCCUGACUCAGGCCAUCUUAUGUUUGCUCAGAUGGAGUGGUCUAGUAGCCAUUCUGUCGAACUUGCCAUCUCUGUUGAUGCCUUUAAAGUACACGCGAUUGCUUAUACAUCAGAUUCACUUCAAAGUCAAUCAGUUGCCUGGGACUCCAAAUUGCCAUCUGAGAGUGUGACAUCAACUGUUCUAGUCAAUUGA